This is a messenger RNA of Orbicella faveolata, 7309 nucleotides long. Its product is annotated as polycystin-1-like protein 2. NCBI's taxonomy places the organism in Eukaryota, Metazoa, Cnidaria, Anthozoa, Scleractinia, Merulinidae. Gene Ontology annotation, cellular component: membrane. Gene Ontology annotation, biological process: detection of mechanical stimulus. Gene Ontology annotation, molecular function: calcium channel activity; protein binding. The record is from RefSeq and is a predicted model, not a curated record.
CUGAAUGUAACUGUAUUUAAUAUAUACACAAAGCUGUGGUCUAAGGAAAGUUACAAGGAACCCAAAAGAUUCCUAACUAUGAAAUCCUGGGCGCUCAGCACUUACAUUUGUAUGAAAAAGGUAAGUUUUUUCAGUCACUCAAAGACAAAAGUUAGUCACCUGUGGCACCCAGGCACUUCUAGGGCACAGCCCUGAUACAAGUAACAGAUUUGACAUUGAUAUUUAACUUGUUUUAUACCCAGUACCCAGUGCUCCUCCAGCUAAUGUCCAUCUGCAGUUAGUGGGUUUGUCAUCAAUCACUGUGAAGUGGGAACCUGUUCCUAAAGGUUCAAGAAAUGGUUUCUUGAGAGGAUACCGAGUGAGAUAUCGACAGACUUUCAGCAAUGGAACUGACGGUGAAAUCAAAACUCUAUUCAUGAUGUGGCCUGUCACUAAAGCCACUUUAACUGAACUCGAGAAGGCUUCUGUAUACAAAAUUGAAGUAGCUGGGGUUACGUUAGCAGGCACUGGGGUUUAUUCAGAGCCAGUCACAGCUCGGACACAUGAUGAUCCUUGUACCUCUGGUCUGUGUCUUAAUGGAGGCACAUGCGUAAUUGACCAAUUAAGUGACUCCUCCAGUAAUUUGUUCCACUGUGCAUGUGCUGUGAAUUUCACUGGUGAACUUUGCUCAGACUUCAAGAGUGACCUUCCAUGCAACAGCCCAAAUGUGAGUCUCCCUAGUUUAUCUCCAGAUGUUUCUUCAGCCUCAGACAUUUACCGUUCAAGCCAGUUUAUAAUCCAGUCUGUUGUAGGUCUCGAUUGUGAGUUGUCUCCUAGAACCACAUUCAUAUGGAAUGUUUACCAACUUAACGCAGAAGAGAUACCAGUACUUUCAAGAAACAGCUCCCCUGAGCUGCGAGUCACCCCACGUUUAUUACCAAUAGGUGUUUAUUUGGUGCGACUCACUGUUAACAUGCUGGAAACACCGGUGUUUGGGGUCGGUCAAGGUUAUUUCAAGGUAAUCAGUAGUCCUCUGGUUGCAAUCAUUGCUGGGGGAAGCAAGGUGGCAAGAGGAUUCAAUAGGACUCUUGUUUUUAAUGCUUCCAUGUCAUAUGAUCCUGAUGAGGGGAAUCAGCAUUUAUUAACUCUCAAUUUUACAUGGUUGUGCAGACAAGAGUCAGGUCAAGGAGACUGUUACAAGACUGGUGACAUUAAGGUAGAAUCCAAUGAACCUUUACUGAAAUUAAACAGCAGUCUGAUGAUGGAGAACAGUUCAUACUUUUUGACAGUUUUUGUUAAGAAGGAUGUGAGGCAAGCUGAAUACACUCAGGAAGUGUUUAUUGUUCCAGGUGAUCCACCAGAAGUACAGAUAAGCUGCGUGGAUAACUGUGAUGUUAAAAUGAACCCAUCCGGUAGAAUUGCUCUACAAGGAAUCUGUGCGGGCGCUUCAUGUGGAGGCACUCUUACUUACAAAUGGUCCCUUUUCCAAGACACAAGCAACACCUCCAACAAGACCCACUGGGCUGAGGUCUCGGAAAUACAGCAAUUGUUAAGUACCAGAUUGUCAUCAACAACCCUGGUCACUUACCCUCGAAUAUUGGCGCCAGAUGUCCGGUACAAGUUUGUGUUGACUGCCCAACGGCAUGGUGGAUAUCCGGGAUAUUCCGAGUACAAGGUGACUGUCAACAGUCCCCCUGUCGGGGGAACGUGUGAAGUCAGUCCAGCAUCCGGGGUCACUCUUACAACAAAGUUUACUUUUACGUGUACUGACUGGCAGGACCCUGAUCUUCCGUUGCAAUACGAAUUUGUUUACUUCACAAAUAACGACCUUCUGAAUGUGGUCUACCAAGGGGUGCAAACAAGUAAACAGACGAACCUUCCUCUUGGGGAAAAGGCAAAUAACUUUACUAUUGACUUUCGAGUGCGAGUGGUUGACAUGUUUGGAGCCUUUACUGAAGUGACGAUUCCUGUUCAGGUGACGGAACCCAGGCUCGAGGCGGCAAAUCUGAUGGACGUUGUCUCGAACCUGACAACUGGAGACGGAAGUGAACUGACUUCUUUAAUCCAGUCAGGUGACCUGUCAAGUGCUGUUCAAUUGGCUACAGCAGCCAUUGCGGCCGUUGAUGUUGCUGCACAAACUCAGAGAGAGAAUCAGGAUGAUCAGACUGAGAAAAGGAUUGCGAUGAAAUCCAACAUCGUGCAGCAGUUAUCAGCUGUUCAAGUAGAGACUGUGGCUAGAGUCCAGCAGGUGUCAAAUGUGAUUGCUCAGGCAACUUCGGUCAUCAGUGAGGUUACGGUCGAAGCUCAGAAGCUUGCAACAGACGCUCUUCAAAAGAUGACUGUAGUGUUUAAAAAGGAAUCUACUGCCGGGGAAAGUUACGAGACGCUAUUUGAUGGUGCCAAGAGUCUAGUGACUGGUCUCGCAAGCAUUCUACGAGUGUCAUCACAUGAGGCAAGAAUAUACGAUUCUGAGUCGCUCCAUGAGUCUCCCACCAGCGACAGCUUCAUAGCCGCGCCAGAUGCGCAAAACUUACGCAAAUACCAGACUGAACGAAAUUAUGGAAAAAUUAAGACUUCAUUGUUAUCAUAUCUCUUAUUAAAAAGGAUGAAAAGAAAUGCAGAUUAUGGAGAGUCUGAAGCACAGCCGCAGGCUAAAAACCAAGUAGGGAGUAUCUUCUACUCUCUGGAGGAAGUCGGAGGCACGAUCUUGUCCCGAACUCUCGUCGGAGAAUCGCCGAGUGAAUUUUCAACGCAGUCGAUGUCUCUGCUUGUUUCCCGAGAGGAUCCUGGCUUGCUAGCUGGUUCUGUUUUGUCCAGCAAAGGAAGUAGUUUCACUUUACCUUCAAUUCCAAACUUGUUUGGUAGUGACACGCAGUUUGUCGAUAGCCAGAUGACUACAACGAACUUCAUGCCUUUCUCCUGGGACUCCUCUGGUGCACGAGUGACUACAGGAGUGUCAAGCCUUGUACUAAAGAACAGCACUGGACAUGUUUUAAAUAUGACAGAACUGGAAUCUCCGAUAUCUAUCAAGCUUCCUAACACUCAUGAUUUGACAAACAGUUCCCGAUCCCAUUACGUUAAAACAAACAGAACUGUUUUCCACAAGAUCAAUGUAACGCAGUCAGGCAUGACUCUGGUGCUAAAGGUGCGUCCAGAAAACAACGCAGCAGAGUUCUCGAUGUCGGUUAAAUACGGGGAACGGCCGUCUCCUAGCGACAGUGACCUCAAUAAGACAAUACCUGAUUUUUCAUCGUGCGUGUCUAUUUCAUCUGGGUACGUGAACUGCUCACGCGAUCCGUAUACAGUGUUGGUAAAUAAUGUUAUCGCUGGGAAAAUAGGAUACUAUUUCAUUGGGAUAACAGCUAAGGCAAAGAUUUCUGGAACAUCUCGAGUCAAGCGCUGGCCAGGCCCGGGACGGUCAAAGAAGUCUUGUGUGCAGUACAAGGAGCCGCCCACUGCAGGUGCCACCUAUCACGAACCUCAGUACCUCACUGGAGAUGAAAACUACACCAUACAAGUGAUACCAGCUGCUUGUCUGUACUGGAACAACGAAGCGUCUGAGUGGACAACAGAAGGAUGUGAAGCAGCUGAGACAACAACCCAAGACUCCAUUCACUGCUAUUGUAAUCACCUGAGUUCUUUUGGAGGUCAGUUGCUUGUGGCGCCGAAUCCCAUAGAUUUUGAUCAAGUAUUUACUGAGCUGACUCGCCUUUCAGAGACUGGAAACGUAGCUGUUAUAAUAGCGGUAAGCUGUGUAUUUGGACUCUAUCUGCUGCUCCUGCUCUGGGCUCGGAAGGUUGAUAAGCGCGAUCUUCUUAAGGUGGGUGGGAGAACAUUCUUAGGUGUUCGUUCAGCUUCGUCCAACGUCUACGAGAUACAGAUAUCUACUGGCAUUUGGCGUAACUCCGGUACUACUGCAAAAGUAUUUAUUAUGUUGGAGGGCGAGCUGGGUUCUAGUCGACCUUGCCAUAUGAAAGAUGACUCGUGCAUUGUGUUCGCAAGAGGGAGCAUAAUCUCGUUUGUCCUUUCCACCCAAAUCAACAUUGGCCCUGUUCGGAGUGUACGCGUGUGGCACGAUAACUCAGGCACCAGUCCCUCGUGGUUUUUGAACCACAUCAAGGUCUGUAACGUAACCACUCAGGAGCACUGGAACUUUCCGUGCUUCAUGUGGCUGGCUGUGGACAAAGGUGACGGUUUAGUCGAUCGAUCCCUUAGUUACUCUUCAACAGCCGAUAAAGGAAGGGAUUUUACACUUUUUGUGCAGAAUAGGAUAGCUGAAGAAUUCAGCGACGAGCAUCUGUGGUUUUCUGUCGCAACAAGACCUCCGAGAUACCGGUUUACUCGAGUACAGCGGUUGUCAUGCUGCCUGUCGCUAAUGCUGAGCACCAUGCUGGCUAGUGCCAUGUUUUACGAAUUUGACAGCGGGGCGGACAGUACCCAGGGCUUUCUUAAGUUGGGCCGUUUUGUCAUAAACCUGCAAGAGUUUAUCAUUGGGUUGGAGAGCCAUCUUAUUAUUAUACCAGUUAAUUUGCUGAUCGUGGGAAUCUUUACCUACACAAGGUCACCCAUUGAGAAGAAACGGUUGCAAAAGAGAACUGAUAACUCAUGGAUACCCGUGAGGAAGAGAUGUCAAUUUUCUCUUCCACACUGGUUUAUUUUUGUUCCCUGGCUACUUUGUAUUUUGUUAUCGGUUUGCUCGGCUGCUUUUGUUGUCAUGUAUAGUUUACAAUGGGGUGCAGACACUAGCGAGAGUUGGCUGAUUUCAGUGGGGAUGUCACUUUUUAUGGACAUAUUUGUAUCAGAGCCUCUAAAGAUCAUUUUCGUUGCCUUCAUGCUGUCGCAUAUUUGCGCGGCAGGGCGGGCUGAUCAGUCCUCUCAGACGAAGUACCUAGUCGAUACGGUUACUGAUUUCGACGAUAUCAAACUAAGUGGGAUAGACAAUGAAGAGGAAGAUGUUGGCAUACCGAAGCCGCCGAGCAAGAGACGACUACGUCAUGCGAGGGCCACUCGAAUGAGAGAGCGUUAUAUGUAUACAGCUCUAAGGAAUAUGGUGUCUUACAUUGUGUAUUUUUGGAUUCUGAUGGUUGUCUGUUACAGGGGACGUAAUGAACACGGGUACCUGAUGACCUCGUCCAUGAAGAAGACGUUUGGAGAGCUUAGCAAUAUUUCCAGUCACAUGAACACGUGGGACUGGGUACGAAACGUUCUAGUACCGGGGCUCUAUGAUGAUGGAAAAGACCUUUCAUCAGUUAGUUCCGGUCCAUACGUCGGCGAUGGUGACGCGGUUCUCGUUGGUAUGCCACGCCUCCGACAGCUAAGGGUCAAAAAAGAUUGCUGCUACGUUGUAGAUGAAGUACGAGGCCUGUUCAACUCGUGCGUUGCUUCGUAUACAUACAGUAAUGAAGACAAGACCGCCUUCUAUCAACCAAAAUGGCGCCCAUUCUCUUCGUCGGAAAACAUGUCAGUUGCCCUGCUUGACCAGAUCUGUCCCAGCGCGUGGCGUUAUUCAUCCCCCACGGAAACACAGAUUCUUCCUUUUCGUAGUUAUGGUCCAGGAGGUUACAUGGCAGAGCUGGGCUACGACAAAAACACUGCGCUGAAAGUGAUAUCCGAACUAAGCAUGUUUAACUGGAUUGACAAGUUUACUAGUGCUGUAAUAGUUGAAUUUACAGUUUUCAACCCUCAUGUGGGUCUGUUCAGCACUACAUGGAUACCUAUCGAGUUCUCACCAAGUGGUUAUGUGGCUUCUAAUCACAUGAUUCGUACCAUGCACGUGUACGACCUUGGUGGUGGCUACAGCGCUGUUACUAUACUCUGUCAAUUAUUACUGGUGAUUUUUAUUAUGUACUUUAUCGUCGUGCAAACGAAGCAGAUGAUUCAAAACAUUCGGCUUCACUUCUCUCAGUUAAUCAACUGGCUGGAACUUGCGCAGACUGUAACAGUCAUUGUUUUUGUUGUUACUCACAUUUUGAAAGAAACGGAGCUCUUUGCAAACACGGCGAAACUCAGUAAGAACAUUUUCCAGUUCCUCAGCUUCGAUAGAAGCGUUUUUCUUUAUAACAUGGAAUCAGUGUUCCUGGCCUUACUGAUGUUCUUCAACACUUUUAAGUUACUGUAUUUACUCAAGUUUAAUCGCCAUGUGCAACAUUUGUUCCAUGUAAUGAAGAGGUCUGUUCUGGAACUCAUUCACUGCUCGCUUGGAUUCGCAGUGUUUAUGUUUACAUGUAUUCAUGUAGGAUACCUUGUGUUCGGGACGCACCUUUACGGAUAUUCUUCUCCCUUCAACGCGUUACAGUCUUUCCUCGUCCAGGGAGUCAUCAAUGGCGAGGUUGACCAUUUCCACGACUGCUGUGCAAUUAUUGGUCCUGUAUACAUUUUAGUUCUAAAUCUGGGUGUUAAUGUUGUCUGCAUUAAUCUCUUCAUUGCUGUUCUUAUACAGAAUUAUGGAAUUGUUAAACGACUUUCCAAAGGUAAAUUUAGUCUUGGAAAUUUCAUGAUUAUAAAGAUGAAAGAGAUACUUGGUUGUAUUGGAGAUCAACCAAAACCACGCAAGAAGAAGAAACGCACAAAAAGGCGAAUCCCUAAAAUCGAGGUUCCUGACAUUAAGAUCACGGACGAUGCAUCUGAGCUGGUGGAUGAUUUAGCGAGACAGACGAGACGGAUCAGACAAAGCCUCAAUGAACUGUAUGCCGACGACUUUGGCGAGGACUCCGACUUGUUUUCUUUGUGGCUUGAAAUUCACACGAAUGUCAAGGAAUCAUCUGAGGAUGCAGGAUACUGCGCGCUUGCGUAACUAACACAGUUAAAUGAUGGCCUGUGAGUUAGAUUUUAGGCAUCACUUCUGUAAAGAAAGCAAGUUAGUGGAACACGAAUAUUUUUCUCAAGUGGACAUAAUUAUGGAGUUUUUUAGUCUUCAAAUCUCCUCCAGGAAAACGAGCUUUGGUCAGCUACUUACUUACCAAUUGGUGAUAUGAAUGAAGUACGGUAUUGAGAUCUUUUUCAAAUGACGGGAUGAAAUCGUUUCUGUUUUAUGAUUUGUGAGGACGUUUUCUUCGUCAUGCAAAACAUUCGACCGUUUCUUGUUUAAUUAAUUCUUUUAGAUUCAUUUAGUGUUUUCAUUCAGUUCUAACGGUUUUUACAGUUGGUGUGUUGUCUUGAGAUUUUACGGACUCAACCUAUGUAGAUGUAGAAUUUAGCCCAGAUCAUUCCAAGCAACCUAUCUAGACAGUUGUGAAAACUGAUCUCCGGAAGACUGGUUAAAGUUGGAAGCGGUUUUAUCAGUAAAUGUCUGUGUUAGCUUGUGGCUGCAGAUAAACUUGUGUGUUGUCCA